Molecule: messenger RNA, 879 nt
Organism: Rotaria sp. Silwood2
Lineage: Eukaryota; Metazoa; Rotifera; Eurotatoria; Philodinida; Philodinidae
Source: the annotation of a GenBank genome assembly
AUGUGUCCACUUGAAUAUCGUAUUAUUGAUCCAAAUCAUUCAUUUUGUUCCGAACCAUUUCCAAAUGUUGUUGAUCAACGCAUUACUUUAUCUGAACGUGCAUAUAUUGUCAACAUGCAUAAUUAUGAACGACGUCGUGCGUAUGGUACUAAUGUCGAAAAAAUGUAUUGGAAUGAUGAUUUAGCUGAAAUUGCUCUUCGUCAUGCUCGUACAUGUAUAUUUGAGCAUGAUAAAAUCAAUCAACGAAGUGUACCAAAAAUUCCUUUAUCAACGGGACAAAAUCUCGCUAUGGGUUAUGAAAAUUGGAUAGAAGUUAUAGAAGGAUGGAGUGAAGAAAAAGAAUUUUAUUACCAUACUUUUCCAUCAACAAAUAUGUUCAGUCAUUACACACAAAUGAUUUGGCAUUCAUCAGCAUUAAUUGGUUGUGCAGCAACGAUCUGUCCUCCAUUCGGAACACACAAUAUUACAUGGCGUUUUUUUGUUUGUAAUUAUAUCACAGGCAAUUAUCAUGAAGCAUUCAAACAAAAUUGCCAAGGUAAAGUUUGCCUGUAUAAUGGUACUCUUGAUUUAAAUACAUGCAAAUGUCAAUGUUCUGCAUAUGCAAGUGGUUCACAAUGUGAAAAAUUAAAUUGUUCAAUAUUACCUUCAUGUCCAUAUCAUUCAUCGGUAUCUUGUCUAGCUGUUGAUGUUCCAUUAGAAUGUCCUCGUCUUUGUGGUCUAUGUGAUCGAUAUGAAGUAUUAAAACAUGUCACACAAUUUAAUUCAACAUCGACUACCAAUACGACAUUGCCCAUGAUCGUUUUAUCAACAUCAUCAACGCGAUAUUCAUCUUAUCAUAUGAUUUUAUAUAUAUUUAUUAAAUAUUUAUUUUUUGCAUAA